AUGAAUGUAUCACCGCUUGUUAUAUUUGCUCAACAACAACCGCUGCGUAAAACAAGUCAGGGUCAGCCGAACAUUGUUGGUAAGACGCGGAGACCAAGAACAGCAUUUACAAGCCAACAGCUUUUAGAACUUGAACGACAGUUCAAACUCAACAAAUACCUUUCCAGACCAAAACGUUUUGAAGUCGCCACGUCAUUAAUGCUGACGGAAACACAGGUGAAAAUUUGGUUUCAAAAUCGUCGGAUGAAAUGGAAACGAAGCAAAAAAGCAGCCCUUGAAGCGAAAGCUAAAGCAAUAGCUGAUAAAAACGAUGCUAAAAACGAGAGCAGAUGUGACUCUAAUGGCGGCAAUGCUGACGGAUCAGACGAUCAAGAUGGAAAAGACAGUAUGAUCCCGUUAGUUGUCGAUGACAUUGGACCAGACGACUCGUUGCAACCAGUUGAUGCCAGAAUCAAGAAAAUGGAAUGUGAAUCAAAUGACUCGAAUUUUAAUCGGUUACCCUUGCAUCCACCCCCUGUCGUUUGCAUCAACAGUCCGAAAUCGACAGAAUCAGAUACAUUGAAGACUCCAGCGGCAAGCGUUGCUCAAGUAAUACCCACUGUCCAGUGUAACAUUGUGCAACCAACGAGAGGAUAAUUAUAAUGAUAUUGUUGCUUUACUGUGUUGGAACACAGAAGAAUAAAUAAAUAAAUAAAUAAAUAAAUAUAUGAAAUUACAAAUAAAAGAAAAAGCAAAACAAAAUUAAACAUUUUCAUGAAAAGCUAUAGAAAAAGUAAAAUGCAAAAGAAAUGUUUAAACAUUCCUAUCUCCAGCGAACUGUUUGCCUAAAAUGAACACUUUUGCAAGCACAGAGAAAGCAACAAGUCUUACAUUCAUGUGUGUGAACACAUACAUACAGACAUGUGUGUGUGUGUAUGUGUGUGUGUGCGAAUGUGUGUGUGUGUGUGUGUGUGCGCGGCGCGCGUGUGUGUGUGUGUGUGUGUGUGUGUGCAAGAGAAAGAAAAAACAAGAGAGAGAGACACAGACUUUAGACAAGAAAUGAUGAUAGGUCUGAUUGAAUUUGCGACUAGAAGAAAGAAUUGAAUAAAG
This is a messenger RNA of Octopus sinensis (East Asian common octopus), 1089 nucleotides long. RefSeq names its product motor neuron and pancreas homeobox protein 1-like. Bases 1 to 636 code for a protein of 211 amino acids. Gene Ontology annotation, biological process: spinal cord motor neuron cell fate specification; regulation of DNA-templated transcription; neuron projection morphogenesis. The transcript is spliced from 3 exons. NCBI's taxonomy places the organism in Eukaryota, Metazoa, Mollusca, Cephalopoda, Octopoda, Octopodidae. Gene Ontology annotation, molecular function: DNA-binding transcription factor activity, RNA polymerase II-specific; sequence-specific double-stranded DNA binding. Gene Ontology annotation, cellular component: nucleus. The record is from RefSeq and is a predicted model, not a curated record.